AAAAUAGACAAGAGACCAUCAAAUGCCUAUCAUUUGAAAACCCAUGAAACAGAUCAAUUCCAUAAAAUCCAGAAGCUUGCACAAAUGUAUGGCCGACAAGUGAAGCAUACAUUUCUCGAUGGAUUAUUUGGUGGACACCUGGUCAGUACAGUCAAAUGUGAAGAGUGUAAAAAUGUAUCACAGAUUUUUGAAGCAUUUCUAGAUUUGUCCUUGCCUGUCAUGGAAGAAAAACCACAACGACCAAACCUCAUACUGAUAGGAAAGAAGAAGGACUCUGUGAGCAUAAGUGAGUCCACAGAAGAUGGUGAUGCCAUGGCUGCUGCUUCUGUGAUGGGUUUAGAUACCUACUCAGAAAAACCCAGCAAAUACCAAGAGAGAAAGAACAAACGCUUGGCAAAGAAGGAUGCAAAGAAAAAGACAAAACUCCAGAAGUCCAAGUCUACGGAACACCAAGAUAGCGGUGGGGGUAAAUGUCAUGAUGAAAGUGCUAGCUUUGACCAGGAUGUUGCCAGUGAAGACAGCAAUAAAAAUGAUAAUGACAAUGAAAACAGCAGCAUAGACAAAGACAGGGUUGAAGAGGAAGCAGCACAACCUCAGCCUGACAGUCAGCAACAAGAGGUAUCUGGAACUACUGCCGCCAGCUACGGGAAGCCAGUUGUAUCAGCUGAGAAGUUCAUUAGUGGUGGUAGAGCUGCAGACAGCUCACCUGAGGGAAGCAAGGAUGGUCUUGGUGGCGAUGACAACGAAGAAAGGGAUGAUCCUUCAGAUGCAGAUAUAGAAGAUAAUAUAGAAAGUGAUAUGUCAAAACUAGAGAUAUCUACAGCUGGGAGCCUCCACCAACCAGCUGCUGAGCAUGUAGACAGCCGCAUCACUGACUCCAACACCACAGCUGACCUGUCCACAACAUACAUCAGUAUGCAAGGAGGUAUAUCCUACACAGUAACAACACACAUCUCAAAUGUGGAAUUCACUGAUUCGGGGCAGGAGUCAAAUAAAGACAGCAUUCUGACAGUUGUGAAAAGACAGGAAAAUAGUAGCACAGUCGGUAGUUCACAGGAAGUACCAACUCAUGGUUUGGCACAGUCAUCUCAGUCGGAGCUGAAUACUUCAGGGGUUGUCGUGAAUGGGGAUAUCCAUGAAAGGGAUUUUGUCCCUCCCAGUGAGGACCAGCAUACUGCUGUAAAUGAGCUCUGUGCUAGAGUUGAAAAACUGAAUGUGUCUGAAAACAGCAUAUCUUGUGAAGUGACUGUGAAUCAUUCGGAUGUAGUUCAUCACAGUAAUAGCAUUUAUAAUGAAGACAAAGUUACUUUGGUUAAUGAAAAUAACACUGAUGUGACAGCAACUGCUUUGGUAGAAACUGCAUGUGAACCUAGAAAAUUUGAUAUAAAGAGAUCCAUCUGCAGUGAGGGCAUCCCUGAAGUUAGUGCCACAUUUAGUGUUAAUUUACAGAGGUCCGGCUCUUUAGACAGGAGUUUAAUUAAUGCAGAAGAAGUGACUAGUUUAUGUAAGUCUAGUCAGGCACACCCCAAGCAUACUGAGAAUGAAAAAGAGCAGGUAGAGGUUCAAAUCUCACUUACAGAGGAGAAACAGAACGAGCAUCACAAUCGACUCAAGACACAGCAGGAGUACAUGAGAGAGGCUCGUAAUUACUCCAUGAGUACAAUGUCUCCAAGGUACCACCCUGCACCCAAGGAAUGCUCCAUACUCUCCUGCUUGAACCAGUUUACUGCUGCAGAGCUGCUCACUGGUUCAAACAAGUUUGGCUGUCGGGAAUGUACCAGAAGACGGCGAAAAAACUCUCACCCAGCCAAAGCUGACAAGAAAGCCAAAGACACCGUCUACUCUAAUGCAAAUAAGCAGUACCUGAUAUUCAGACCACCUGCAGUGCUCACAUUACACCUCAAGCGGUUUGAACAGACAGGCUUGACAUCUCGUAAAGUGAACCGCCAUGUAGACUUCCCGUUGUUGUUAGACUUGGCUCCAUACUGCAGCUCUCUUUGCCAGGGAGUCAAAGAAGGCCAGACGAAAAUACUGUACUCCCUGUAUGGUGUGGUCGAGCACAGUGGUCGACUGACCGGCGGUCACUACACCGCAUACAUCAAAGUACGGCCGGGCAUGAGUCCAUAUACUCAGUUUAUGUACACUCAUCCACUCGGCCCCCACGAUGUCUUGAAUAUGUACCUGACUCGGGUUCUCAAGACAAAGGAGGCGGGCAUGACUCAUGCUGGCACCAGUGACAGACAAGAUACUGGCGAGGUGAUAGACAAGGACAUGGAGGCAAGGGCGGAGACUUUACUUCCUCCUGGGCGGUGGUACCAUAUCAGCGACAGCCGGGUCAACGAAGUAGCAGAGGCCGAGGUCCUCAAAGCUCAGGCCUAUUUGUUGUUUUAUGAAAGGAUUUUCUGA
Messenger RNA from Candidula unifasciata, 2406 nucleotides. Lineage: Eukaryota; Metazoa; Mollusca; Gastropoda; Stylommatophora; Geomitridae. The record is from the annotation of a GenBank genome assembly.